AUGACCUCUCCUGCCGCUCUUCACUAUUUCUGUGGACCUGUCAUGACAGACGCUGUUCCUAGCCUUGUAUUUCUUGGGGCAUGGCCUCGGCAUCUCACUCCAAGACUCGGACAGUUACACAGGAGUCAACAGCACCACAAGGACACGGCGUUGGUCUGCCUGAGGGACCCUGCCCUGAUGCCAUCCACGAGCGAGCUCACCAGAACUGUCCAGUUCUGCGCAGUCUUGAAAGCUGGAACCCUACUUCCAUGUUCUGUAAUGAACACUAACGAUCAGACGGGCGUGCUCAUUGUCAAUGGCACCAUCCAGAUCAACUGGCGGCUCUAUGCUCGCCUUACUGACCAUAUUGCUUCUCCGAGGAUAACAAUACAGCCCAGGCAAAAGACGACGUCACAAUCUGCCAAAUAUCUCCCACACUAUUCAGAGUUAGAUCCAUCACUACAAACCAGUGACACGGGAGCCGUUGAUAUAGACUUCAGUCUGGCAAACUCCAGUGCCCCCCAUUUCGCGACAGCCAAAUGCUGGACACGGGAGUUUCUCAACUCUUAUGGCGCGCGUGUCAGGGAUACGCCAAAGCUCUGGCUCCUGGAUGGCCUGGAACUCGUAUUUGAACCGGUUGAACAGGCAGAUUAA
Messenger RNA from Suillus subaureus, 633 nucleotides. RefSeq lists its product as uncharacterized. Bases 1 to 633 code for a protein of 210 amino acids. Lineage: Eukaryota; Fungi; Basidiomycota; Agaricomycetes; Boletales; Suillaceae. The transcript is spliced from 5 exons. The record is from RefSeq and is a predicted model, not a curated record.